ACCAAUACACCUGUCCGUCUUUCAGGUGCCACAGGGCUCUUCCGUCGUGUUGGCUUUAUUUUGUGCCAGAUUGGUAUUUUGGCGUCUAUACCUUUAAAAGAACGCAAUUCAGCUUUUUCCCACGGCACGUGACCAGGGGAUCGAUGCAGUGGAGCCAGAGAGGAGGCGCAGAAAGCUUUCCUGUAGGCUAGAAAACGCUAAAGAGGCGCCGGCGUCACGUGAUACAUCUGGCUGAAACGACGGGGCGAGCGGCUUUGAUUGGGUGGCACAGCGGAGAAGAAAGAGAGUCGCUCCGGGAUCGUGUCUCGUUGCGUUCCUGUAAGGCUUCUCUUCUUGGAGGACUACAGCAGCGUAGUCUCUAUGAUGAGAGUCCAGCCUGCGCCGCUGUGGGGCAGCCGCACGAGAUCGAGCCCUACCUGAUCGUUCCCCAAGGCCAGACGCUCCAGCAUCCUGAUUGUUCAAAUCUAAUUGGAGGGCAUGUUGCAUCCCCACAAAUAGGAGAAUGACCUCUGAGCUCUUAAAAGUGCCUUGAGCAGAUUUCUACCUGUUGCCCACCAGUAUGAUGCCAUCUCCUCCUAAGCAUGUGCAUGAACUUCUGCUAGCCUUUGCCUUCUACGUGGCCUCCUCCUGGGCUAAUGACAUUCUAUACCAUGAUUAUUGCAUUAUUGGGGCUGGCCCAGCAGGCUUGCAGAUGGCCUAUUUCCUCCAACAUGCAGGCCGGGACUAUGUGGUCUUUGAACGUGGCCAUGCGCCUGGGUGUUUUUUUGCCCUGUAUCCACGCCAUCGCAAGCUUAUUAGUGUCAACAAGCGUUAUACAGGCAAAUCCAACGGCGAGUUCAACCUUCGCCAUGACUGGAACUCGCUACUCAGCCAUGAUAGCAGACUUCUCUUCCGACACUACUCCAAGGACUUCUUCCCGAACGCUGAUGACAUGGUGCGUUACCUGGGGGACUUUGCUUCCAUGCUAGAUCUCCAGGUGUGCUACAACACGUCCAUCACACAUGUGAUGCUGGAAAAGGACAGCAAGGCAUGGAACGGCCAUUACUUCAUCCUUGCUGACCAGAAUGCUCGGUUCUAUAAAUGCAGUGUUCUUUUGGUAGCCACGGGAACGUGGGUUCCUCACGAAGUGAACUUCCCAGGUUCGGAAUAUGUUGAAGGCUAUGAGUCAGUGUCUGUUGACCCAGAAGACUUUGUUGGCCAAUCUGUAUUGAUCUUGGGCCGGGGAAACUCUGCCUUUGAGACAGCGGAGAACAUUUUGGGUGUCACCAAUUUCGUACACAUGGUGAGCCGCUCCCGGGUUCGCCUUUCUUGGGCCACUCACUAUGUUGGAGAUUUGAGAGCAAUUAACAAUGGCCUCCUGGACACGUAUCAACUGAAGUCUCUGGACGGACUUCUGGAGGGUGACUUGGAAGACUUGGUUCUUGUCAAGGAUAAAAAAGGAAAACUGCGCAUUACCCUCCGUUUCUACCUGGAGAACAGCAAUAGCAGUGAAGCAGAGUCCAUCACCCUCCCACAGGACGAGCUGGACAACUUUGCCACACGGGCGCCAUAUGACCGUGCCAUUCGCUGCCUGGGUUGGAAAUUUGACUUCUCCAUAUUCAACAAGUCUGUGGGGCUGAUGCAAGGCAAAGGCAGUAAGAAGAAGUAUCCUCUGAUCAAGCCCAGCUAUGAAGCCAAAGCCACUCGGGGUCUUUUUGUUCUGGGCACUGCAAGCCACUCAGUUGACUUUAGGAAAUCUGCCGGAGGCUUUAUUCAUGGGUUCCGAUACACAGCUCGCACUGUUCAUCGCAUACUAGAAGUCCGGCACCACGGAGUCCCUUGGCCAUCCCCCAUCUACCCCAUUAUGCAGCUAACAAAUACCAUCGUCAAGCGGGUGAAUGAGGCAUCCGGACUCUACCAGAUGUUCAGUGUGCUAGCGGAUGUCAUUCUGCUAAAAGAAAAUGCCCCAGAGUUUGAGUAUCUGGAGGAGUAUCCGGUUGGGGUCCUGCAAGAAUUGGAAUGGCGCACGGGGAAAAAAGUUCAGAAUGGGCUUUUUGUCAUCAUGAUGGAAUAUGGGAAGAACUUCUCUGGCCCUGACAAGGAUGUCUUCUAUUAUAAUCGUGCAGUGGGUGAAGCACAGCAUGCUUGGCAGUCCAAUUUCCUGCAUCCUGUCAUUUAUUACUACAAACGUCUCCCCACCGAGCGUCAGAUGAGACUUUGCCCACCAGAUUGGCCCUUGCCCCGCCCAGAUGCUAUCCAUCACAUUGUGGAGGACUUCCUGACAGACUGGACUGCUCCAAAUGCCCACAUCCUCCCGCUGAGACGUUUCUUGGAGAAUUGCUUGGAAACUGACCUGCGCAGAUUCUAUGCAGAGUCCUGCUUCUUGUUCGCCCUCACCCGCCAGAAGUUGCCUCCCUUCUGCCAGCAGGGAUACAUGAGAAUGCAGGGGCUCAUGCAUAACGAGAGGCUAAGGCAUCAUGGAGUAGAAUCAGGACUGCUUGAAGACUACGCUGCUGUGGACUCCCCAAAUGAGCAGGAGGGUGGCAGUACACAAUCACAUGACCAGCUAUUGGAGGAUCCCAUGAUACUAAAUCACCAGUUGCAACAUCUCAUGAGCACCAAGGAUGAACUUUAGUCUUCCUUAGACUGUAUCACAAUCAACAAGGAUUGUGGUCAUGGUAUCAUGACAUGAAUCUAUCCAGGGCCUCCAACUUUCACUUCGUACGCUUGACUUGGGUUCCUACCCAUUUCUUUAUGGGGACCAUGACUUGCCAAAGAGUUGUGUCAAUCUGUUGUUAUUUAUGAAGAGGGGAGUCCUUUACAGGAGAAGUGAGGGCUGAAACUCGGUAACGCUGAGGCGUCCUGUUGCUCCUGUUCACUGUUGUUGCCUGCUGAUAAUGUUGCAUUUAUGUUAUAGGGGCCAGUCUCUGGCUUAUCACGAGAGAGAAAAAGGGAUACACAGAUGACUUGCCAUGAAAUAUUAUUCCUGAUUGCAUGCUUUGUGGUGAUGCACAACAGAAUCAUUGGUUAUGGAUGCUAUGUGUAUUGUUCCUUGCAUAUACUCGCAGAUUUGUAUGUGCAUGAAUGUUCAACCAGUUUGGUAAGAUUGGCUGGAUGAGAGAUUAAAGGAAUGCUGUUAAUGUCCGCAGCAGGGAACUAUUACACACUAUCUCCAGGAGAAAAGGGGGAUGUCUCGAGACACUAUUAGGAUGAACAGCAAGGCCUGGAUCCUUUUGUGCUAAAAUGUUGACAUAAUGUACUACUGCCAUAGUCAUCAGCUUGUUCUGCAGAACUGGAGUUCCUGUAUCCUUAACAAAAAAUUUCUCCUGUUUGCACUACACCCCAUUAGAAAUAUCUCUUGUUUGCACUAUUAGAAAGCUUCCUUAAUUCAGUUCAGUCAAGAUGCAAUUGUAUUUCCUAUUAUGGUUGUAUUUUUAAUCUAUUUUUAAGGUUUGAGUAGCUAGGAGAACUGUUUGCACUUUAUUUCUUCCUAGUGCACACACGUCUCCCGCUUGCAGCAGGCCAGAAGGACCAAACUGGAAACAGUCCAUCUUUUACCUAUUCUCAUUAUCUCUAGCAGAUGGAAGGAAUAGCCUUUAUAUGUCCCCUUCCUUGGCAAUUGCUGCACUUGUGCUUCCUUCACUACACCUUUCGAGCAGCUGCUUCCUAUUGGCACAGAUCCACUGCAGCCCUCUUGUUUAUCUGUAAAUACCUAAACCUUCUAUCUUGCCUACCAUUUGCUCUUGAGAAUGGAACUGAAAGUGGUCUCUCUUCCAAUAAAAGUGCUGCUGCAAAUUAGAAUUCCUCUUGGCAGUAUAGACUGAUAAGGUUAGGGAGCAUCCAUGAAAAAGGGCCCACAACGCUGUGGCACAGCACGUUUCGCAUGCAAACAAUCCCUGAUUCAGUCCUCAACAUCACUGUAUCUCUUUAAACUCUUUAAACCAGAAAGCUGGUUUAAAACAUGCGUUGGUGCAACAAGCUGGCUUCAUAAGCCAUGGUUUGAAGUCUGCUUGUUUUGAAACUGACCAGAAUUUGUUUUAAACCAGGAUCUCUGGCUCAUUCAUAACAAAAAGCCAGGAUUCUAUGAAACUGAAAGUAAAUGUUAGCAAAGUUUUUUACCAGGCUGCAUGGGAGGAGGAGAGAAGGGGAGCAUGUGAGCAUGUGUCCAGACUCACUUCAUUUGUGCAUGUAGUGCUAAAAAUCAUGUCUAACACUUGCUAUGACCAUAGCACUUUGUGGCCUCUAGCUAACCUGGUACACACAAAGUUGAUCAUACAAAUCUGUCAUAUAGGAAGACUUGAAUUCCUUACCUAAAGGCUAGAGCAGACUUACUACAUGCAGUCUUUUUCUUUCCUUCUCUUUUAUUCCUGUACUUUCUCCAAAGAACCUAUAUGUGUUGCCUUUAUGGUGCUUUUCUUUAACAAAAAUGCUGUAAAAAAGGGCAUUUUUCCACCCUUGAUCAUUUUCCCCAUGCACCUUAGGGUAAAUAUAGAUGCAGUAGCAAAGAAGGGAUCAGGUUUGUCCAGUUCAACCUGAGAGCACACCAGAAACCUGCAGAAACCCAUAGCACACCCUAAUUUAAGAGCAGUGAAGCACUAUCAAACAGCCACCAUUUCUCUUGCCACAUUAACCUUUGGUUGUCAUCCUCAACUGGGCACUCAGUCUUCAUUAUCCAGGUUUUGUUGCUGUUUCCUAAAUAAGUGUGAUCAGUGUAGCUGCCUCAACAGAGAAGGCGAUUUCAGCAUGGUGAAGACUCAAAAUUAAUAGGGAUGUUUCAAGGGUUAGGGCUAGAUAGUGCAAAAUUCUUGGUUUACUGUCCAAAGCCAGAGUUACCAAAUGAAUGAUUAUGCAAGACCUUCAGAUAGGACAGGCUUUGCUGCUGCACCAUAGAAGUCAACCAUAAUACCUUUGCUGUUGCCAGGCUAGUAUGUACUCGAAUAGUUCCACAUCCUAUUACUCUGCUGUCAGUGCCUAUAUCAUAUUCAGUAUUUGCACAGAACAUAAUGGUCCCAUGGUAGACUGGGAAGUUGCAGUUUCUUUUUUAUAUGUUUGUUUUUUUCAGAGCAGUAUUUUUAUUAACUUAUUUUCAAUAUUUGUCAUGGUCAAAUGGAUAAAUUGUUGUAAUGGUAUUGUAUUGCAAAUAGGUUUUGUAUAGUUGUAUUAUUUGGAUGAACUUUUUUUAAAA
Rhineura floridana is the source of this 5164-nucleotide messenger RNA. It is a transcript of the gene FOXRED2, whose product is annotated as FAD dependent oxidoreductase domain containing 2. The transcript is spliced from 10 exons. The record is from RefSeq and is a predicted model, not a curated record. Bases 560 to 2614 code for a protein of 684 amino acids. Lineage: Eukaryota; Metazoa; Chordata; Lepidosauria; Squamata; Rhineuridae. Gene Ontology annotation, molecular function: monooxygenase activity; flavin adenine dinucleotide binding.